UGUCGCCAAACAUUUUGCAUCAUUUUCGAACCUUAGUGUGCACUAUUUUUCAUGUUCAUUGUAAUAAUAUUCUUACUUUUACUGCUAUAAUUCAAUGAAAAUAAGAGAAAAUCAUGAGUUCCAACGAGGAAAUAAUGCUCCCUUACAUGAAACGCUAUAACCGGGAAACAAUUUUCUUCGAAAUUAAACCACUUAACAGCAUGGAUGUCAUUUACAUGGACGAUGACGAAGAUGCUCCAAUCGUGAUAAAGGCUUCACGUCCAAAAAGGCUUGAAGAAUUUUUGAAUUUCAUCUCGUUGAUCAACUUUUCUUCGGAUUUUCGUGUCAUGGCCAACGGAUUUUAUUUGUUGUUGGUGAAUAGAUCUGAUACAAUUGAAGAGCAUUUUUCAAAGCUCUAUACCAAAAAGUCCGUUUCUUUCACCUCCAGUAACGAAUCUGUCGCUGUUCAUGGCCUGUAUAUCGUUCCAGAGUCCUUCGAUCCUAAAAUUCAUUUCCGACGACUACUUUUGGACGGUGAAUUAUGCAAAGAUAUGGGGAUUCAAGAAAUUGUGGAUAAAUAUUUUCAGGAAUUUCAAUUUUCUUAUGUGAUUCAUGUUGAAAAAGCGGCUUCGUGUGAAAUGUCACAGCUCCAAGAUGCUCUGGUCGAUUGUUGUCGUCAAAUUAUCCAAAGUUUUCUAUUUGAUUUAAAGGAAAUUGCUUCUCGAGACUUGAUCCCUGACGAUCCCUGGUCAAAUUUAACGAUUUGUGAUAAAAAAUCGGAGAAUUGUGACGUCAGCUUGAUCGAUGUCGACGAUAUUCCAGAUGAAUCGGAACUGGAGAACAAUGUUUUCAUGUCUUGCACGGACGAUUUGAUGGAAACCUGUGAAUUUAGUAUCGGAAAGUACCAGGAGACGCUUUUGAAACGAAUGUGGUUCACCCAGAAGUGGAUGCGAAGUAAUUCGGAGCACAUGUUAUUAUCGCAAAAAGUUGACGUUACUGAUUUGCAUAAAAUUUUGGCCUAUAUACCGACACAAGGGACCGCAUUGAAGUUCUGGAAGCCACCAGAAACGGAAAAUUUGCGAAGAUCAAAGCGAUUGAAGAAACCCACGUCAACAGAGACCAAGUCAAUUUAUAUCGAGGACGAUAACGACGAUGAUGAUGUCUGUUUUAUCGAUGUGCAACGGCCUAGACGUCCAUUUAAUUACGAUAACCCAAAGAAAAUUACACCAUCUCUGUCACCACAGUGCUUUGAUAUACUCAAGGACGACGAUUUGGACAAUUAUGUGAAGCCGCUGCAUGAAACAAGUCCCCCCAAAUCGAUGUUUCUGGAUGAUGGCGGCAUUAUUUUGAGUUCUGAUGAUGAAAAUGAGGUUUCGAAACCCAAAAAGUUCUUUGUUGACCGGGAAUUGGCGCAAAAACGACGCAGUCUUUUAACAAAAACGGUCUCGAAGAAGCCUGAAUUCGUUCGAACCACUCGAAAAUCCACAGCAUAUGCAGCUCUCGGAAAUUCAGACAACACCAGAAGCAUAAAAUCGUUCUUUUCUUCACAAAAUACCGCAAAUACUAGUAAAAUGCGCGAAAUUCAAGACUCGAUGUUGAUGGAUAUCGAUGCACCUCGAAAGCUGAAAGAAGAACAAAAACAAAAAAUUAAAGCUUUGGUGAAGAGACAUCAUGAAGGAAAUGCUCGUACCUCAAAAAUGUUUGAUGGAACCAACCGUAGUUCAAAAAUUCUCGUUAGCGCCUUAAAUGACAUCAAAAAACAAGCCGAAGAUGACUCCAAUAAAAUGCUAUUUAAUCGAUAUUUGAGUCCAGAACCAGGUCCGUCGCGAGAAUCGUCAAUUUCAGCGUCGGGUUCAGUUAAAUUGUCGUACUUUCAUCCAGUGUCGUUUGAAGUGAAAUUGAAGCAGCAUUCUUUGGUUGACAUGAUGGCGAGUCCGUCAGUGCAUCAAAAGAAGGAAAUCAAUUUUGAUCAUAUCGAUUAUGAAUAAAAUUGUGAGAUUAUGCGGCGCUUUUUUUUUAAAUGAGAUUUUGUCUGUUAAUCGGACAAGUCUGUUGCAGAAAUUUAUAUAUUUUUUUAAAUGAACGUAGAAUAGAAUAAAAAUAAAAAUAAAUUUGUAAGAAUUUGAUUCGUCAUUAAUUAGAACACAUUCUCUGAGA
Messenger RNA from Culicoides brevitarsis, 2136 nucleotides. RefSeq lists its product as uncharacterized. The transcript has 4 exons. Lineage: Eukaryota; Metazoa; Arthropoda; Insecta; Diptera; Ceratopogonidae. Bases 114 to 1967 code for a protein of 617 amino acids. The record is from RefSeq and is a predicted model, not a curated record.